Messenger RNA from Centropristis striata (black sea bass), 2499 nucleotides. RefSeq names its product transferrin-a (gene tfa). The coding region runs from base 120 to 2198 and encodes 692 amino acids. The transcript has 17 exons. The record is from RefSeq and is a predicted model, not a curated record. Gene Ontology annotation, cellular component: plasma membrane; early endosome; extracellular region. Gene Ontology annotation, biological process: iron ion transport; antibacterial humoral response. NCBI's taxonomy places the organism in Eukaryota, Metazoa, Chordata, Actinopteri, Perciformes, Serranidae.
ACACGCACACAUUAGGAAACCUGAGCAAACUUCUCCCUCCUCUCUUUGAGGGUUGCUAUAUAAGGGCGAGCUGCCUCCAGGACUCUCUGCUCUGCUGACCUGGAGACCCGCCGUCCAACAUGCAGACUCUGCUCCUUGUGUCGCUGCUCGGAUGCUUCGCCGCUGUGUUUGCGGAAACAAAGGUGAAAUGGUGCGUCAAGUCGGACAAAGAAUUUGAGAAAUGCCAGGCCCUCUCAGCCAUCAAUCCUGUGUUUACCUGUGUGAAGAAAGCAAACACCCUCGACUGCAUCAUUGCAAUAAAGGAUGCUACUGCAGAUGCCAUCACUUUGGAUGGAGGGGACAUCUACACAGCUGGACUGAAACCCUACGAGCUGCAUCCCAUUAUUGCUGAGGACUACGGCGAGAGCUCUUCGGAAACCUGUUACUACGCUGUUGCUGUGGUGAAGAAGGGCACUGACUUUAAAUUUAACCAGCUCAACGGGAAGAAAUCCUGCCACACUGGUUUGGGGAAAUCUGCAGGCUGGAACAUCCCCAUAGGAACUCUGCUGUCCAUGAAUUACAUUACGUGGGACGGCAUUGAAAACGAGCCUGUGGAGAAGGCUGUGAGCAGAUUCUUUGUGGAAAGCUGUGCCCCCGGAGCUACACGUGACUCCUCACUGUGUAAACUGUGCAAAGGAGACUGCUCCAGGUCCCACAAUGAGCCUUACUACGACUACGCCGGCGCCUUCCAGUGUCUGAAGGACGGCAAGGGAGACGUGGCCUUUGUGAAGCAUCUCACUGUACCUGCCGACGAAAAGGCCAACUACGAGCUGCUGUGCAAGGAUAACACCAGAGCACCUAUCGACAGCUACAAAACCUGCCACCUGGCCAGAGUACCAGCUCAUGCUGUUGUCACACGCAAGGACAAAGUGUUGUCUGACUUGAUCUGGACUAGCCUCAACAGUACAGUGGGCUUUAACCUCUUCUCCUCUGAAGCCUAUGCACCUUCUAAAAACCUGAUGUUCAAGGACUCAGCAACAAGGCUGUUGCGGCUGCCGGAAAUUACAGAUUUCUUCCUGUAUCUGGGCGCUGAGUACACAAGCAUCGCCCAUUCCCUGAAGAAAGUGGCCACAGAGUCUACAUCCACUGCUCUUAAAUGGUGUGCUGUGGGCCACGCUGAGACAACGAAGUGUGACACUUGGAGCGCUUUCAGUACGGUUGAGGGUAGUGAAGCCGCCAUUGAGUGCGAGAGUGCGCCAACAGUUGAAGACUGCAUGAAAAAGAUUAUGCGUCAAGAGGCUGAUGCAAUGGCAGUGGAUGGAGGACAGGUGUACACAGCUGGGAAGUGUCGUCUGGUUCCUGCUAUGGUGGAGCAGUAUGAUAAUGCGCUGUGCAGCACCCCCGGAGCCGCAGCCUCCUCUUACUAUGCUGUUGCUGUGGUAAAGGAGAGCUCUGGGUUGACCUGGGAAACCCUUAAGGGAAAGAGGUCUUGCCACACAGGCGUGGGCAGAACUGCUGGCUGGAACAUCCCCAUGGGCCAUAUUCACAAUCAGACUAACGACUGUGAUUUCAGCAAGUUCUUCGUUUCCGGCUGUGCCCCCGGAUCAGACCAGAACUCUUCAUUCUGCAAACAGUGUGGCGGCAGCGAAACACCAACAGUGGGAGAUAAUUCCAAAUGCAGAGCCAGCGCUGAGGAGAAGUACUAUGGCUAUGCUGGAGCAUUUAGAUGUCUGGUUGAAGGUGCCGGUGAUGUUGCUUUCGUCAAACACACAACUGUUCCAGAAAACAGUCGUACUGGCCAAACUGCACCAGAAUGGGCCAAGCCUGUGAACCCUGAUGAAUACCGGCUGAUCUGCCCUGGGAAGGAUCGAGUGCCAAUCAGUGAAUAUGCAUCUUGCCACCUGGCUCAAGUGCCUGCCCAUGCUGUGGUGACUCGCCCGGAUAAAUACAACGACGUUGUUAGCGUUCUCCUGGACCAGCAGUCCAAGUUUGGUCCCGAUUCCAGUGCCCAAUUUAAGAUGUUCGAGUCACCAAAUGGAAAGAACCUCCUCUUCAAGGACUCCACUAGGUGUCUGCAGCAGGUUCCAGCUGGGACAUCGUAUGAAUCAUUUUUGGGAAAAUAUUACAUGAAUGCCAUGAAGUCACUCAGACAGUGCAGUAAAUCCACUCCAGAUCUGGAGACAGCUUGCACUUUUCAUUCAUGCCAGCAAAAAAACUAGAGGCAACCAUGGACCAUGUGGUGCCUAAUUCUGCUCGCAUUGAUUCCAGCGCCUUACCAACACUUGCCACACUCAAUCAAAAAAUCGCAUUGUGCAUUUUCUUACUGAUCUUGUUGUAGACCUGUUGUUUUUUUAGAAGUACAAUCAACAAACAGAUACAUUGCACUACCAAAACUUUCAAAUCAAAUCAACCACUGUUUUCAUGCUGUUUAGACAUAAUGUAACAUUUCCUGUGUUAUUGGAUCAACUAUGUUUGUCAACAUGUGCCAGACUUUUCUCAAAUAAAACCUUUUUAAUGCUC